CCCAGCAGUGUCACCUGUCAGUGUCCAUCACUGUCAGUGCUCAUCCAUGCCACCUGCCAGUGCCCAUCAGUGCCACAUCAAUGCCACAUAUCAGUGCCUACCAGUGCACAUCAAUGACACGUAUCAGUGCCCAUCUGAGCUGCCUUUCAGUGUCACCCAUCAGUGCCAGUCAGUGCCACCUAUCAAUGCCAUCUGUGCCGCCUAUCAGUGCCAGUCAGUUCCGCAUAUCAGUGUGCAUCAG
Molecule: messenger RNA, 241 nt
Organism: Staurois parvus
Lineage: Eukaryota; Metazoa; Chordata; Amphibia; Anura; Ranidae
Source: the annotation of a GenBank genome assembly